UGUUGAGAUCUCCGCGAUCUCGACGCUCGUUGUAUUGUGUGGCACUGGAGAAGCUCACAGUUGUCCACCAACCAAUACCACCCUUCGUCCUCCUCCUCCUCCUCCGCCGCCACCGCCACCUCCUCCUCCUCCGCCGGCACCGCCGCCGUAGCCUCCGCCGCCGAUGGCGUCCUCCGACGCGGCGGAGGACUCGUCGGAGAAGCCCUUGCUCCUCCACGGCGACCUCGACCUCUGGAUCCUCGAGGCGCGGCGCCUCCCCAACAUGGACCUGUUCUCCGAGCGCCUCCGCCGCUGCUUCUCCGCGUGCCGACCCCCGAUCCGCUCCUCCUCCAACCCCGAGCACGGCCAUGGCGGCGGCCACCACCACAUGAAGGGGAAGAUCAUCACCAGCGACCCCUACGUCACCGUCUCCGUCGCCGGCGCAGUGGUGGCGCGCACCCGCGUGAUCCCCAACUCCCAGGACCCCGAGUGGGGGGAGCACUUCGUGGUCCCCCUCGCCCACCGCGCCGCCGCCGUGGAGUUCCACGUCAAGGACAACGACGUCUUCGGCGCGCAGCUCAUCGGCACCGCCUCCGUCCCCGCGCACCGCCUCCUCGCCGACUCCGGCGAGGAGGUGCGCGGGUGGUUCCCCGUGAUCGGCCCCUCGGGUAAGCCCCACAAGCCCGACACCGCGCUCCUCGUCGCCCUCCGCUUCGUCCCCCUCGACCGGAGCCCUAGCUACCUCCCCGGGAUCGCCGGGGACCCGGGGAGCGGCGGGGUCCGGGACGCGUACUUCCCCCUCCGCCGCGGCGGGGCCGUGACGCUGUACCAGGACGCGCACGUGCGGGAGGGGGAGCUCCCCCCCAUCGAGCUCGAGGAAGGGAGCUCCUUCCGCCACGGCACGUGCUGGGAGGACAUAUGCCACGCGAUCCUCGAGGCGCACCAUUUGAUCUACAUCGUGGGGUGGUCGGUGUACCACAAGGUGAGGCUCGUGAGGGAGCCGACGCGGCCGAUCCCGAGCGCCGGGAAGCUCACGCUCGGGGAGCUCCUCAAGUACAAGUCCCAGGAGGGGGUGCGGGUGUGCCUGCUCGUGUGGGACGAUAAGACGUCGCACGACAAGCUCCUCAUCAAGACGGGGGGAGUGAUGCAGACUCAUGAUGAAGAAACUAGAAAGUUCUUCAAGCAUUCUUCGGUAAUUUGUGUGCUGGCACCUCGUUAUGCCAGCAGCAAGCUUAGCAUUUUUAAACAGCAGGUUGUAGGGACUCUCUUUACCCACCAUCAAAAAUGUUUACUGGUUGACACACAGGCUUCUAGAAAUAACCGCAAAAUUACAGCUUUCAUUGGAGGUCUUGAUCUUUGUGAUGGCCGUUAUGAUACACCAGAGCAUAGGCUUUUCCGUGAUCUUGACACUGUAUUUCAAAAUGAUAUCCACAAUCCCACCUUUGCUGCAGAAACUAAAGGCCCAAGACAACCAUGGCAUGAUCUACAUUGCAAAAUUGAAGGCCCCGCUGCGUAUGAUAUCCUUACAAACUUUGAACAACGUUGGCGUAAGGCAACAAAGUGGCGUGAUCGCUUUAAAAGAGCUUCUCACUGGAAAGAUGACGCCUUGAUAAAACUCGAGCGAAUUUCAUGGAUACUCAGUCCAUCUUCAACUGUUCCAAACGAUGAUCCAAGUCUAUGCGUUUCUAGUGAGGAAGAUCCUGAAAACUGGCAUGUUCAGGUUUUCCGGUCUAUAGACUCUGGAUCAGUGAAAGGAUUUCCCAAAGAUUGUCAAGAAGCUUCAGAAAAGAACCUUGUCUGUCGAAAGAAUCUAACAAUAGAUAAGAGCAUCCACACAGCAUAUGUUAGGGCUAUUAGAUCAGCUCAACAUUUCAUAUAUAUUGAGAACCAAUAUUUUCUUGGUUCUUCAUAUGGUUGGCCAUCCUACAAGAAUGCAGGUGCUGAUAAUCUGAUACCGAUGGAAUUGGCCUUAAAAGUAGCAAGCAAGAUUAGAGCCGGAGAACGAUUUGCGGUAUAUGUGGUCAUUCCGAUGUGGCCUGAAGGAGUCCCAACUGCUGCCUCCGUGCAAGAAAUUCUUUUCUGGCAGAGCCAGACCAUGCAGAUGAUGUAUGAAAUCAUUGGGCAAGAGAUCAGAUCAUCAAAUCUUGAGAAUGCACAUCCACAAGACUACCUGAAUUUCUACUGUCUUGGCAACAGGGAAGAACUGCCCGAAGACGACAACCAGACUGAUAAUCAGUCUACAGAUAAAAGUACAGCGGCCCUAAGUCGAAAAUUCCGCCGUUUCAUGAUCUAUGUUCACGCAAAAGGGAUGAUUAUAGAUGAUGAGUAUGUGAUUUUGGGAUCAGCUAAUAUCAAUCAGAGAUCUCUAGCUGGGUCAAGAGACACUGAAAUUGCUAUGGGUGCAUACCAACGCCAUCAUACAUGGGCAGAGAAGAAGAGACAUCCACGUGGCCAGGUAUAUGGAUACAGGAUGUCGCUGUGGGCAGAGCAUCUUGGCUUGGUAGACAACCGAUUUAAGGAACCCCAGAGUUUGGACUGCGUAAAACUUGUCAAUGAGAUAGCUGAGAAGAAUUGGGCCAAAUUCACUGCCGAGGAAAUGAGGACACUGCAAGGGCACCUUCUAAAAUACCCGGUAAAGGUCGAAGCAGACGGCGAGGCGGGGCCACUUCCCAACCAAGAGUGCUUCCCCGAUGUCGGUGGAAGGAUUUUCGGAGCAUCCACUUCGCUCCCUGAUGCACUAACCAUGUAGAGAAGUCGCGAGACAGCUUAUCACUAUUUAAAGGCCGGAAUAUAAUUAGGUUUUUGCAAGAUUGCUUCAUUUAUUCUUCAAUUUUCCAUCUUAUUUCAACCUAGUAAAAACAAACAAAAUACAUUGGAGAAAAGGAAGAUGUUGUUCCCUACUGGAAGAACUAUACUUAUUGGAAGUCGAAGCUUUGGUUUUUUUAAUCCUUUUGCUUCUCAUUUCUGUUAAUUUACGUGAUAAAAACAUUUGAUGUGCUUGAUUUGUUGAACAUUGGUUGUAUAGUGUUUAGGUCCAGUGGAUUGUGGAUGUAUUUUUUUGUACAAAUAAAUCAUAAUGGUGAAAUGUGGAUGUGUUUUCAUGUGUCA
Messenger RNA from Ananas comosus (pineapple), 3087 nucleotides. RefSeq names its product phospholipase D delta-like. The transcript has 10 exons. The record is from RefSeq and is a predicted model, not a curated record. Gene Ontology annotation, cellular component: plasma membrane. Bases 164 to 2728 code for a protein of 854 amino acids. Gene Ontology annotation, biological process: phosphatidylcholine metabolic process; phospholipid catabolic process. Gene Ontology annotation, molecular function: calcium ion binding; D-type glycerophospholipase activity. NCBI's taxonomy places the organism in Eukaryota, Viridiplantae, Streptophyta, Magnoliopsida, Poales, Bromeliaceae.